CCAAUGCACUUCCUUCUUCCGGAUGGGGAGGUCCGCUGAGUAUGGCUGCCUCUGUUCUUGCUCUGAGAUCUGUCAUAGUAGCCCUUUUACUGGGCUGUUGCAGUCCAGUGAACGCGGAUGGGGUCGAGGAGCAAGCAGAACAGUUUUUUAGAAGUGGGCAUACCAACAACUGGGCAGUUUUGGUAUGUACUUCUCGAUUUUGGUUUAACUAUCGCCAUGUGGCCAAUACCCUUUCAGUUUACAGGAGUGUCAAGAGACUAGGCAUCCCUGAUAGCCAUAUAGUCUUGAUGCUUGCAGAUGACAUGGCCUGCAACCCACGGAAUCCAAGACCAGCUACUGUGUUCAGUCACAAAAACAUGGAACUGAAUGUUUAUGGUGAUGAUGUGGAAGUGGAUUAUAGAAGCUAUGAGGUUACUGUGGAGAAUUUUUUGCGAGUAUUGACAGGAAGAAUCCCAGCAAGUGCACCUCGUUCAAAACGUCUUCUUUCUGAUGAUAGAAGCAACAUUCUUAUAUAUAUGACAGGUCAUGGUGGGAAUGGCUUCUUGAAAUUUCAGGAUUCUGAAGAAAUCACUAAUGUAGAACUUGCAGACGCGUUUGAACAAAUGUGGCAGAAACGAAGAUACAAUGAGUUGCUGUUUAUCAUUGAUACAUGCCAAGGUGCAUCCAUGUAUGAACGGUUUUAUUCUCCUAAUAUAAUGGCUUUGGCUAGUAGCCAGGUGGGAGAAGACUCACUUUCACAUCAGCCAGACCUUGGCAUUGGAGUCCAUUUGAUGGAUAGGUAUACAUUUUAUGUCUUGGAGUUUUUAGAAGAAAUUCAUCCAGCUAGCCAGACCAACAUGAAUGACCUUUUUCAGGUGUGCCCUAAAAGUUUGUGUGUCUCUACACCUGGCCAUCGGACAGACCUAUUUCAGAGAGAUCCUGAAAAUGUCCUGAUAACUGACUUCUUUGGAAGUGUACGAAAAGUAGAGAUUACAACUGAGAUUGUUUCUCUGGAUCCUUUUUUAGAAACAGUGGACACCAGACUUCCUGUAGAUCAAGAAGCAACAGAACCAUUCAAAUAUACAGAACAACUUCCAGUAGCACAGAUAAUACACCAGAAACCAAAGCAAAAGGACUGGCAUCCUCCUGGGGGUUUUAUUUUGGGACUCUGGGCACUGAUUAUCAUGGUCUUCUUCAAAACCUAUGGAAUCAAGCACAUGAAGUACAUCUUCUAGAGUUAUCAAUGUGGCUGCUCUAAAUGUAUCCUUGAAUGGAAUUACUACUUAGAUGGAUAAAGAGAGUUUGUCCUCUGCCUGAAAGUUCUUGUCAUAUGCUUCUUUUCUUUGUUAUAUUAUGUCAUGUUUAAAGUAAUUAUAUGGCAAGUUUAGGACUCAGUACUAAAGAUGAUCAGUUUGACCCGUGAACUCUAUUCAGUGUACCCAUGGUGUUCCCCUAACAAUAAGAGCUUCCACUUCCAAGAAAACUAGUGUAGAACCUUGUACAUAGAUGCUCAAAUCAGUACUAAGAUAUUAAAGUACUAAGAUAAGAUUUCCGGUAAGGCAUAUCUUUUACUGAGUCCAGAAGUUUUUUUCAAAGAAGAAAAUUACAGUAUUAGUAUUCAGGGGAUUUCUCAGGUUUCUUGUGGCCUACGUGUGCAGUGCUGGGCAUGUACUUGUUUUCAGAAUUGGCAAUGCUGGUAUUUGCUUGAAGUGUAAACACUUGAGUCCAGGUGUUUUCUUAUUCCCCUUUUCCUCAAAAGAUGAGCAGAUCUUCAAAACUGUACUUACCUAUCAUGUUAGGAGGAAACAUUGUUAGGUUGAAUUCAAAAAUCAUUUCCUGAUAACAUAAGUCACUUCCAGCUGCAGAUAAAAGGGGCCCACUUGCAUUUUUGCUGAUUCCCUCCUUGUGUUACUAUCAAUAGAACUUCCUGGAAUCAUACUUCUGGAGACUGGGAUGGGGACAAGUGGAGGUCUGCAAUGAGAGAAGAGAAUUGGCACAAUCUGUCUUCCUCUUCCCCUGGAGGAGAAAAAAACCUUUGACUUUGUGCAGAAUGCAUGAGAAUAUCUUGUAUUAGGAUAUCUGUAUGUGCAUAAAGGUCAUAGAUCAAGGAAUGUGAUUGAAUAGUUGAGUGAGCAACAACCUGCCAAAAUAAUACUGGAAUAUUUUAAAUGCCAAAACAUCUUCCAAACUGUAAAAAGUUUUUUUAAAAUUUCUUGAGUAAGUCUUACAAAAUAGUUACCAUAACUGAAAUGAAAGUUCAGACAGUAUGCUGAACCUUAUUUAAGAUGUCAUUUUGCCAAUAGAAACUUAAGUCAUUUUGUGUACUUUUGCCAUGACAUAUUGAACACUUACUCAACAGAAACAAAAAUACUGUAGGAAAUAUUGAUUUACUCCGUUAAAUACAACCCUUUAGAUCAUUUGUUUUACCUAGGGCAAUUUUGCUUCUUGAAUUCCAUGAAUCAUUAGAAGUGAAACAAAAAAUGGGUCCACACAAUAACUUUGCUGCCUGAUGAAGGAAGUGCUUGAAAAUUGCGGCCUCCUAAUGUUCAGCAGAAGGUACGCAAGUGAUUUUGGAAAAUCUAAGAUCUUCAGAGCAAUGAAUGAAAUACUCAGUGCCUUAAUACACAACCUGUACAGACAGAUCAUUGUAUUAGGCAAAUAAAUUUCAUUGAGUCAAGAAUCAUAUGUACCUUCUGUUAUAGAUAUUUGUGUUCAGUGGUGGUGAUGAAUGAAAUGUGUUUGCAGAGAAAAUAAAAUAUGGAGAACAGCA
Sphaerodactylus townsendi is the source of this 2749-nucleotide messenger RNA. It is a transcript of the gene PIGK, whose product is annotated as phosphatidylinositol glycan anchor biosynthesis class K. The record is from RefSeq and is a predicted model, not a curated record. The transcript has 11 exons. Gene Ontology annotation, cellular component: GPI-anchor transamidase complex. Gene Ontology annotation, biological process: protein localization to cell surface; proteolysis; attachment of GPI anchor to protein. Gene Ontology annotation, molecular function: GPI-anchor transamidase activity. Bases 42 to 1214 code for a protein of 390 amino acids. Lineage: Eukaryota; Metazoa; Chordata; Lepidosauria; Squamata; Sphaerodactylidae.